AUGAUAAGGUGCUCAAUCUUGAGUGGAUACAGACCACUGCCAACGAAAUAUCAUCUUCACGUUCCAACAAAACCAAACUUCCAAUCAGUGACCAAUUUGAGUAGCCAUUAUCUCCUUCCAUCCUUUCCCAUUAAAGCUUGUAAUCCUCUUCCAUUUUCUUCUCACAAACUCGAAAAACCUUUACACUCAUCUACCACCAUGGAUAAUUCGACCUCCACAGACAGUGAAGUAGCCUAUGAUAUCCCUCCCAUCCUCAAAGUCUACAAAAACGGUCGUGUCGAGAGGCUAGAGGGUGUCCAGGUUGUUCCUCCGGGGCUUCAUCCUGAAACCAACGUCGAAUCCAAAGACGUCGUAAUCUCCGAAGAACAUGGCAUAUCCGCGAGGCUUUACAUUCCCAAAACCACUUACCCCCCACGGAAUAAACUCCCUCUCCUUGUUUACUUCCACGGCGGCGCCUUCAUCAUCGAAACACCUUUUUCUCCUAACUACCAUAACCUCCUCAACAACAUUGUUUCAGAGGCUAAUGUGAUAGGUGUCUCUGUCCACUACAGGAGAGCACCGGAGCACCCGGUUCCGGCUGCCCACGAAGACUCGUGGGUUGCUCUCAAAUGGGUCGCUUCCCAUUCUGGGGGAACCGGCUCUGAGGAGUGGCUAAACGAGCACGCAGAUUUUGGGAAAGUUUUCUUCGCCGGUGACAGUGCCGGAGCCAACAUUGCAAGUUAUUUGGGCAUUCGUCUUGGGACGGAAGGGCUGCCCAGGGUGAAGGUUGAAGGGAUUGCUUUGGUGCAUCCUUAUUUUUGGGGAGUGGAACCGCUUGAGUGUGAGGCGAAGCGGGCUGAAGACGCUGCGAAGACGCACAAGUUGUGGCGUUUUAUAUGCCCAAAUACGACUGGAUCGGACGACCCAAUUAUCAACCCGGGAGCGGAUCCGAAUCUGGGGAAGCUAGCUUGUGCCAGAGUGCUUGUUUGUGUGGCUGAGAAGGAUUUGUUGAAGGACAGGGGUUGGUACUACAAAGAAUUGCUCCAUAAGAGUUCAUGGCCUGGAGUUGUGGAGGUGGUGGAGACGAAAGACGAGGACCAUGUGUUUCAUAUGCUGAAUCCAAGCUGUGAGAAUGCUAAGGUUCUGCUUAACAGAAUUGUUUCCUUUAUUAAACAGGAUUGA
Molecule: messenger RNA, 1161 nt
Organism: Sphenostylis stenocarpa
Lineage: Eukaryota; Viridiplantae; Streptophyta; Magnoliopsida; Fabales; Fabaceae
Source: the annotation of a GenBank genome assembly